CACACUCACUCACCUUACCAAAUUAUGAACCAUGGAAUACCAAUACCCAUCAUCUUAUAGCGUCUCUUCCUCUUCUCACUCCAACCACCAUCAGCAAGGCUCAACAACGAAAUCCCUCUCUUCAUCACAACGCAGCCUUAUCUCAGUCCCCUCCCUCAACCACCACCACCUCCACACCCCAAAUUCCUCCGUCUACCACCACUGCCUCACAACCCUCAAGGGCCACACCUCCUACAUCUCCUCCUUAACCCUCUCCGGCAAAAUCCUCUACACCGGCUCCUCCGACCGCGAAAUCCGGUCCUGGAACCGCAUCCCUGAAAACUCAUCAACCGACAACAGUAAUAAUAAUAACAAUAACAGCACCGUACUCGCCGGUAAGGGUGCUGUUAAGUCGUUAGUAAUCCAAUCCAACAAACUCUUCAGCGCGCACCAAGACAACAAAAUCCGCGUCUGGAAAAUAAGCAACAACGACGACCACCACCACCAGAAAUACACACACGUGGCCACGCUCCCCACCCUCGGCGAUCGCGCGUCUAAAAUCUUGAUCCCCAAGAACAAGGUCCAAAUCCGAAGGCACAAGAAAUGCACGUGGGUUCACCACGUUGACACCGUCUCUGCCCUCGCCCUGUCCAAAGACGGAGCCUUGCUAUACUCCGUCUCUUGGGACAGAACACUCAAAAUCUGGAAAACCAAAGACUUCACGUGCUUGGAGUCCCUCGCCAAUGCCCACGACGACGCCAUCAACGCGGUCGCAGUCUCCUACGAUGGGUGCGUCUACACGGGAUCAGCGGACAAAAGAAUCAAGGUGUGGAAGAAAUUCGCAGGAGAAAAGAAACACACCUUAAUAGAGACCUUGGAGAAGCACAACUUUGGGGUGAAUGCGUUGGCUCUAAGCAGCGACGAGAAUGUUCUAUAUUCUGGUGCAUGCGAUAGGGCUAUUUUGGUUUGGGAGAAAGAGGGUGAUGAUGGGAAAAUGGGGGUGGUGGGUGCGUUAAGGGGGCACACUAUGUCCAUUUUGUGUUUAUCUGUUGCUGCGGAUUUGGUGUGUAGUGGCUCUGCGGAUAAAACGAUUAGAGUUUGGAGAGGUUCUGUUGAUGCGCAUGAAUAUUCUUGUUUAGCUGUUUUGGAAGGGCACAGGGGUUCAAUCAAGUGCAUAAGCGCAGUGGUUGACCACUGCAACAACACCAACACAUGGUCGCAGUCGGAAGCAUUAUCUUUUCUAGUCUAUAGUGGCGGUUUGGACUGCCACAUUAAGGUCUGGCAGAUUUUAGUUCCUGCUAUCUAAGUUAUAUGGCCCAUAAUAAUAAUAGGUUCUUUAAAUUUCUUCUUCUUUCUUUCUUUUUAGCGCUUUAAAGGGAACAUGUCAAGUGCAAUUUAGCCUUUUAGUGAAUUUUUUAUCCAUGGGAUCGAAAUAAAUUUUAAGAAAUUUAUAACAAACUCACAGUA
This is a messenger RNA of Glycine soja, 1446 nucleotides long. Its product is annotated as protein JINGUBANG-like. Bases 32 to 1285 code for a protein of 417 amino acids. The record is from RefSeq and is a predicted model, not a curated record. Gene Ontology annotation, molecular function: protein binding. NCBI's taxonomy places the organism in Eukaryota, Viridiplantae, Streptophyta, Magnoliopsida, Fabales, Fabaceae. The transcript has a single exon.